This is a messenger RNA of Adineta steineri, 1494 nucleotides long. Lineage: Eukaryota; Metazoa; Rotifera; Eurotatoria; Adinetida; Adinetidae. The record is from the annotation of a GenBank genome assembly.
AUGGAAUAUAAAAAACUUGUUAUUGGCAAAAACGAAGAAGACAUAGAGCUGACUGCAAAACGAACCACUGCAUAUGCUGCAUUACCAGAAUGCAUAGUAAGUGGUCUUGUGUUUAGGGGUGCUAGUUUAGUAUCAUCACUGCAUUAUCCUAAUACUAAUGCUAAGUUUGAAUCAGGAGCUAAUAACGAUAUUAAACAACCUACUCAUCCACGAACAGGAUCAAAAAUUGGUUUUUGUUUUUCAAUUAACCUUGUUGUUCUUAUCCUAAUAACUAUCAUUAGUAUUACAAUAUGGUUUAUCUUCAUUAAAAAAGCCGAAACAACAGUUAAUACAACUACAGCUACAAUUAAUGCAUCGACAACAGGACUAACAAUUCUUACAACGUCGACAACAACAACAAAAAUGCUUACAACGUCGACAAUAAAAACAACAAUGAUUACAACAUCGACGGCAACAACAACAAUUCUAACGACGUCAACAUCAGAAACAACAAGUCUUGCAAUGCCGACAACAGAAACAACAAGGCUUACAAUGCUAACAACAGAAAUAACAAUGAUUACAACGUCGACAAAUUUCCAUGCAACAACAAAGAAUGUAUCAAAAUUCAGUAAGUGGAAACAAAAUGCCAUCACUGUGGCUGGCGGAAAUGGAUAUGGACAAGAACUAAAUCAAUUCAAGGGUCCUCGUGGAAUCUUUAUUGAUAAAAAGAAAAAUAUUUUCAUUGCUGAUGGAGAGAAUCAUCGUGUUGUUGAAUGGAAAUGUAACGCAAAAGAAGGACAAAUCAUUAUAGGUGGAAACGGGGAAGGAAAUCGAACGAAUCAAUUGAAUUAUCCAACAGAUUUGAUUAUUGAUCAACAAAAUCAUUCGAUCAUCAUUGCUGAUUGGAAGAACAGACGAAUAAUUCGAUGGUUGAAUCAAAAUCAAGAAAUUCUCAUUCACAAUAUUGACAGUUAUGGCUUGGCAAUGGAUAAAAAUGGAUUUCUUUAUGCUUCUGAUUAUGAGAAAAAUGAAGUGAGACGAUGGAAGACGGGAGAAUACAACAAUGAAGGAAUUGUGGUGGUAGGUGGAAAUGGAAAAGGAAAUCAACUUAAUCAACUCAAUGAUCCUACUUUCAUCUUUGUUGAUGAAGAUCAAUCAGUUUAUGUAUCAAACCACUACGGUCAUCGUGUGAUGAAAUGGAGAAAAGAUGCAAAAGAAGGAACAAUUGUGGCUGGAGGAAAUGGCGAAGGAAGAAAUCUCAAUCAAUUGUCUUCACCUGCAGGAAUAUUUGUUGAUGAUUUAGGUCAAAUAUAUGUGGUAGAUAAUGGGAAUGGUCGAAUAAUGCGUUGGUAUGAAGGAAAAGAAGAGGGUGAAAUUGUUGUUGGUGGAAACGGUGAAGGAAAUCAACCAAAUCAGUUAUAUAGUCCUCGUGGAUUAUCUUUCGAUGAUGAAGGAAAUCUGUAUGUUGUUGAUCGGGGAAAUUAUCGAAUUCAAAAAUUCGAAAUAAUAUUGUGA